Xiphias gladius (swordfish) is the source of this 5292-nucleotide messenger RNA. Its product is annotated as protocadherin Fat 4-like. Gene Ontology annotation, molecular function: calcium ion binding. Gene Ontology annotation, cellular component: plasma membrane; cell-cell junction. NCBI's taxonomy places the organism in Eukaryota, Metazoa, Chordata, Actinopteri, Istiophoriformes, Xiphiidae. The transcript is spliced from 2 exons. The record is from RefSeq and is a predicted model, not a curated record. Gene Ontology annotation, biological process: homophilic cell-cell adhesion. Bases 1 to 5292 code for a protein of 1763 amino acids.
AUGCUAUGGACCCUGUCGCGGUACUCGGCAUCCAGUCAGGUCCGUCAAGAGUUUCAGGUCCUGGAGGAGCAGCCCGUCGGCACCUACGUGGGCACGAUAGAGACCAAGCCCAGCUUCACGUACCGCUUUAGCGAGAACCACAAACUUUUUGCCAUCAACGGCACCACGGGGGACAUUUACACCUCCUCGGUGAUUGACAGGGAGGUUUUGCAAAGUGAUGUCAUCAACGUCGUGGUGCUGUCCAGCCAGCCCACCUACCCCACAGAGGUCAGGAUAGUCGUCCUGGAUAUUAACGAUAACUCCCCGGUGUUUCCCGACGCGUCGAUCGUCGUGUCCUUCAAGGAGGACGCCAGCAGCGGCAGGCAGGUCAUACUGGACACUGCCACGGACUCGGACAUUGGAAGUAACGGAGUAGACCACACCACGUACAGAAUAGUGAAGGGGAACGAGCAGAGGAAAUUCCGCUUGGAUAUAACAGUCAAUCCUAGUGGAGAGGGGGCAUUCUUGCACCUUGUUUCGACCGGAGGCUUGGACAGGGAAGUCACUCCCUUCUAUCAGCUCCUGGUUGAAGUGGAGGACAAAGGAGACCCAAAAAAGUUUGGCUACCUGCAAGUGAACGUGACUAUCCAAGACAUUAACGACAACCCCCCUAUAUUUGAGCAAGACCAAUAUCAAGCCAGUGUUUUCGAGGAUGCAGCGGUAGGUUCUAGUGUUCUGCAGAUUACGGCAUCAGAUCAGGACGAGGGAGCCAAUGCUGAAAUCAGGUACCUUUUAGAUGAAGGGACGCCUUUCCAAAUUGACCCGAAAGCGGGAACUAUUAUUAUAAAAGAGGGUUUGGACUACGAGAGUAAGAAGGAGUAUUCUCUGACUAUUCAUGCAGUAGAUAAUGGGGUGCCCUCUCUGUCUGGCAGAACAGAGGCCACGAUAAAACUCCUAGAUGUAAAUGAUAAUGACCCGGUAGUGAAGUUUAGGUAUUUUCCCACCACCUCUAAAUUUGCCUCUGUUGAUGAAAAUGCGCAGAUCGGCACGGUUGUGGCUUUACUCACUGUGUCAGAUUCGGACUCCCCCACGGCCAACGGCAACAUAUCCGUUUCAAUCUUAGGAGGCAACGAGCAGAGGCACUUUGAAGUGCACACGUCUCCCGUGCCCAAUUUAAGCCUGAUCAAAGUAGCCAGUGUGUUAGACAGAGAGAGAAUUUCCUCAUACAACCUGACCGUGUCUGUGUCAGACAAUGGCAAGCCUGUGGCCCGGUCCUCCUUCGCCAGUCUGGUUAUUUUUGUGAAUGAUAUCAAUGAUCACCCGCCCAUAUUUGAGGAAACACUGUACAGAGUAGAUAUCAGCGAAGACAUACCAAAAGGCAGCUACAUUAAAGGGGUUUCUGCAACAGAUGGCGACUCCGGACAGAAUGCCAACCUGCGCUACUCCCUGGUGUCUGGAAACACUUUGGGCUGGUUCUCCAUCAGUGAAAACAGCGGUCUGGUUACCAGCGCCGCUUUGCUAGAUAGGGAAAUAGCAUCUGAAAUUGUGCUCAACAUUAGUGCCAAGGACCAGGGGCUGCAGCCCAAGAUUUCUUACACCAAACUGAUAGUCAACAUCACUGAUGUGAAUGACCAAGUGCCCACUUUUACACAGAGCUCAUAUCACGUUUCUCUGGUGGAGCACGCUCCUGCCGGCACUGAGCUGGUGGUGCUGUCUGCCUCAGAUGACGACCUCGGGGCCAAUGGAACUAUCCGGUUCUCAUUUGAUGCAGAGACUCCAGCCGGCGUCCAGGCGCUGUUUCGCCUGGAUGCCGUGUCAGGGCGAUUAAGCACAGCCGCGGAGCUAGACAGGGAGGAUCAGGCCUCCUACUUACUCCAUAUCCAGGCAGCAGACGCAGGCAGCCCCCCUUUGCACUCUGUAGGAAAAGUCAACAUCACCCUGAAGGAUAUCAAUGACAAUAGGCCGGUUUUUUAUCCGGUGCAGUAUUUUGCCAAUGUGAAAGAGAACGAGCCCUCGGGUUCUUAUGUAACCACCGUUUCAGCCACAGACCCUGAUUUGGGUCGAAAUGGCACAGUCAAAUAUAUAAUUACAGCUGGAGAUGCUUCCAAAUUCCGCAUUAAUAGCAACACAGGGAAAAUUACCACGCUUGUGCCCCUGGAUAGAGAGGAGAAAACUGCAUACCAGCUGCAGGUGACUGGAGCAGAUGGCAACGGCCUGCGCUCACACACCCAAGCCAUUGUGACUGUAACUGUCAUAGACACACAGGAUAACCCACCGGUCUUCGGCCAGAGAGUCUACAGCUUUGUCAUGUUUGAAAAUGUUGGCAUCGGGACAGUUAUAGGGACAGUGUCAGCCACCACUGUAGACCUGAACACAAACAUUUCAUAUUUAAUCACCUCAGGGGACCAGAGGGGGCUUUUUGCUGUAAACAGCGCAGGUCAGAUCACAGCAUCGAGCCAGAUAGACAGAGAGGAGCAGGGGUUUUAUCAGCUGAAAGUCGUGGCCAGAGCUGGGGAGAUCACAGGAGAAGCCUUUGUUAACAUCACUGUGAAGGACUUAAAUGACAAUGCUCCUCAUUUUAUUCACGCCGUGGAGCAUGUGAGUGCAGUGGAAAACUGGAGCACAGGUCAUGUCAUAUUCCAGGCCAAAGCUUCAGACCCUGAUGAAGGCACAAAUGGCAUGGUGGUCUACAGCCUCAAACAAAACCCCAAAGGUCUGUUUCAUGUUCACGAGAAGCAUGGCCUCAUCACACUGACUGGGCCGCUGGAGGUCACCACAAGCUCUUAUGAGGUCGAGGUCAUCGCAUCGGACAUGGGGGUCCCCCAGCACACCUCCAGCCUCAUCCUCAUCAUCAGUGUUUAUGACGUGAAUGACAACUCACCGGUGUUUGACCAGCUCUCAUAUGAGGUCAUCAUCUUGGAGUCUGAGCCUGUCAACAGCCGCUUUUUCAAAGUGCAGGCCACUGACAAAGACUCCGGUCUUAACGGGGAGAUUAUGUACGAUAUCGAUGGUGGCAACACAGGUGAUGUGUUUGGUAUUUUUCCAGACGGGCAGCUGUACAUCAAAUCGGAGCUGGACAGAGAGAUACAGGACACAUACAACUUAGUGGUUGUGGCCAAAGACAGAGCUGUUGAACCAUUAAGUGCCACCGUCAAUGUCAGUGUGAUUCUAGACGAUGUAAAUGAUAACCGUCCUCUUUUUAACAGUACCAAUUAUGUGUUUCAUUUUGAGGAAGAGCAGAAGAGGGGGGCGCUGGUCGGGCGUGUUUUUUCUGAGGAUAAGGACUUUGGCCCAAACAGUGAGGUCAGAUAUACAUUUGAGACUCCGCAGCCCAACUUUGAGCUGAAUGUCAUCACGGGGGAGUUGACCAGCACUCUGCAGUUAGACCGUGAGCUGCUCGUGAGACAAAGAGGCGCCGCCGUGUUCAACUUCCUGGUCGUCUCGUCAGACCAGGGUCUCCCCAAGCCUCUCAGAGACCAGGCCAAAGUGCAAGUUUACAUUCAAGACAUCAACGACAACCCGCCUAAAUUCACCAAAGACAUUUACCAGGCCUCCAUCGCAGAGUCAGCUCAAAACAUGACACAAUUGCUGAGAGUCUCCGCCUCUGAUGUGGAUGAGAACAAAAAUGGACUGGUACGUUAUCGCAUCACUGAGGGCAACGAGGAGGGACAGUUCUCUAUUGAUAGCAGCUCUGGACAGGUUACGUUAGUUGGAAAGCUGGACUAUGAAUCUACAUCCUCCUAUUCUUUGAAAAUAAUAGCUGUUGAUGCUGGGGCUGUGCCCUUGUCCUCCUCUUGCAUGCUUAGUAUUAGCAUCCUGGAUGAGAAUGACAACUCCCCCUCCUUCCCUAAAUCCUCACUGUCUGUGGACGUCUUGGAGAACAUGAGGAUAGGAGAGUUGGUGGCCUCCGUGACCGCCACCGACGCAGAUUCAGGUCAAAACGCAGAUAUAACGUACAGCAUCACAGCCACAAACAACCACGGCACUUUCAGCAUCAGCCCCAACACUGGUAGCAUCUUUUUGGUUAAAAGGCUGGACUUUGAAACUCAGUCAUUUUACAAACUAAACAUCAGUGCAAAGGACAAUGGCAGACCACCCCGCUCCUCAUCCAUUCCUGUGGUCAUUCAUGUCAGGGAUUUUAACGAUAAUCCUCCCAUAUUCACGCCUGGUGACAUUUUCAAAUCCAUCCCUGAAAAUCUUCCUAUCUCAGCCUCAGUCAUGACGAUUACAGCUCAUGACACAGAUGCAGACAUAAACGGGCAGCUGGAGUAUUCCAUUGUUCAGCAGAUUCCUCGGGGAAGCCACUUCAGCGUCAACCCGAGCACUGGGCUCAUAUAUACCAACAAGGAAAUCGACAGGGAAUUCUCCAAUCUGUUCGAGCUGACAAUCAAAGCGACAGACCAGGCAGUUCCAGUGGAAUUCCGCCGCUUUGCCCUGAAAAAUGUCACAAUAUGGGUCACGGACCAGAAUGAUAAUGUUCCCACUUUUCUGUCACAGAAUGCUCUUGUGGCUGAGCCCAACAUAGUCAUCGGCUCCAUCCUGACAACAGUAGUGGCUUUUGACCCCGAUGAGGGGGCAAAUGGGGAAGUGGAGUAUGAGCUUGUAGAGGGGGACUCAGACACCUUCAUCAUGGACCGGUACAGCGGGGAUAUUCGCCUGGCCUCCCAGCUGGUACCGUCCCGACUCAUGUACACCCUCACAGUAUCAGCCACUGACCACGGCACUGACCGCAAGACCUCCAGAACUGAGCUGACUAUCAUCCUACAAGGGAUGGAUGGGCCUGUUUUUUCCCAGCCCAAAUAUAUCACCAUCCUCAAAGAAGGCCAGCCACCAGGCACGAAUGUCAUCUCCCUGGAUGCCUCGAGCCCCCGGGGCUCUGCGACCAAAGUGGAGUACUUCAUCGUGGCGGUGCGCAGCGGUGGAAAAGCCGUGGGGCGGCUUUUCACCAUCGGCCGCAACACUGGAGUGAUACAGACGGCAGCUGAGUUGGACCGAGAGCAAGGCUCCGACCUCUACCUGGUGGAUGUGUACGCCAUUGAGACGGACGCCAGCCAGCCCAGAACGCAGCGUGCUGAGCGUCUUGCCUUGGCAGAUUUAGGAGUGUGUAUGGAUGCCCCUGUCAGCCAGCUUUCCUCCCCUCUCCUCACCAGUAAGAGAUGUAGGGUAGAGCUGUGUCGACUCAUGAGAUUGAAGAAAGAAAAGACUGUUUUGGGGAGGGUUCUGGACAUGUCAGACGGUGUUAUUGGGAGUUGUGGGAAUGAAGGAAGAGGAGUGGUGAAGGGAAACAUUUUAGGGGGGUUCUGGAAGUACUAG